UUGUGGACUGGCUCCCAGAUUCCUGUUUACCUCUUCGGCGGUAUUCCCCCAUAUAUCUACGCAGACAUUGGAGGAACUGAUCGAUGGGUAUGGUUUCCGGUAUGGCAUUAGCAGGAGCUGGUGCGGGAAUCAACGAAUUGACCGCCCUUGCCGCAACCUCUGAGCUGGCCCCUACAGCGAAGCGUGGAAAAUACGUCGCAGUCCUCAUCUUCACCAUCCUCCCCUUCUGCCCUUCCGUUCUCUGGGGCCAACUCAUUGCCUACCACUCCAGCUGGCGAUACGUCGGUCUCCUCUGCGGAGCAUGGGCCUUCAUUGGUCUCGCCAUGACAACAGUCUUCUACUUCCCACCACCCCGUGUGAACUCUACCGGCCUUACCAACCGUGAGAUCAUCUCUCGCAUCGACUUCGUCGGCGGCUUCCUCUCCAUCGUCGGCAUGAUCCUGUUCAUUGCCGGUCUCCUUUGGGGAGGGUACCAAUAUUCCUGGAAAUCUGCACACACUCUCGUUCCCCUCCUCCUCGGCGCGUUCUUCCUCAUCGCCUUCGCAUUCUGGGAGAUGUAUGGAGCCAAAUACCCAAUGUUCCCCUCUCGUCUGAAGAAGGAGCCAAGAAUUCUAGCUCUUACACUUAUCAUUACCUUCAUCUCAGGCGCUAAUUUCUUCUCCGUUUUGCUCUUUUGGCCGACGCAAGCAUUCAACGUCUACGGCCACGAUCCAGUCGGUGUCGGAAUCCGCGGCAUGCCCAUCGGCUUCUCAAUCCUAGCAGGCGCUUGCAUAGUCCUGUGGCUGCUCUCUGUCUUCCGCGGCGGCAACAGAGCACUCAUGAUCAUCUCCUCCUGCAUGAUGACCGCCGGCUGCGGAGCCCUCGCCGCCGCUCGCAUCGACAACAUCAACGCCGUAUACGGAAUCCUCGUCGUCGCUGGCCUCGGAAUAGGAGGCAUCGUCGUCCCCGCUUCCAUUAUAACAACCAUCAUAUGCCCCGACGACCUAAUUGCCACCGUCGCAGCCCUUACCCUUGCAAUCCGCGUCAUCGGCGGCGCAAUCGGUUACACCACAUACUACAAUGUCUUCUACAACAAGUUCGUCCCCAAACUCGGCCUCGGGAUCGCCGUCGCUUUAGCGAAAAACAACCUCCUCGAUCUACCCACUGUUAUCGAAGCCGCAGAGCUGACGGGCGCAAGUUUGUUGGAUAGGAUAUUGGAUCUGCCGAAGAUUAAUGGCAAUGUGACGGUUUGGAUGGAUAUUGUCAAGGCCGGACAGCUGGCGUAUAGUGAGGCGUAUCCGUGGGUUUAUUAUGCAAGUAUUGCGUUUGGGGCAGUGGCUAUUAUUGCUAGUUGCUUACUGGGGGAUGUAGGGAAAUAUAUGGAUGAUCAUGUUGCGGUCGUUAUUCAUUAAGUUUAGAGGAAGAGUUAGAGCAGAGGUGUGGGA
Molecule: messenger RNA, 1424 nt
Organism: Hyaloscypha bicolor E
Lineage: Eukaryota; Fungi; Ascomycota; Leotiomycetes; Helotiales; Hyaloscyphaceae
Product: MFS general substrate transporter
Exons: 3
Coding region: 84-1391 (435 amino acids)
Biological process (GO): transmembrane transport
Molecular function (GO): transmembrane transporter activity
Source: RefSeq, a predicted model, not a curated record